Molecule: messenger RNA, 1321 nt
Organism: Calidris pugnax (ruff)
Lineage: Eukaryota; Metazoa; Chordata; Aves; Charadriiformes; Scolopacidae
Gene: CYYR1
Product: cysteine/tyrosine-rich 1
Exons: 4
Coding region: 62-466 (134 amino acids)
Source: RefSeq, a predicted model, not a curated record
UCCUGCAGCUCAGUGAGACAGCCAGACCCGCCUCAGGUUUCCCUCCGGACUCCUUGCUGGAAUGGAAAAAGAAGAUUGUCUGGCUCAGUGUGAUAAUGACUGCAAAGCUUACUGCUGUGAUGGGACUACUCCCUACUGCUGUUCAUAUUAUGCCUACAUUGGGAAUGUCCUUUCAGGCACGGCGAUAGCCGGGAUUGUUUUCGGUAUCGUGUUUAUAAUGGGAGUGAUCGCCGGGAUCGCCAUCUGUAUCUGCAUGUGCAUGAAGAACAACCGUGGGACGCGCGUAGGGGUCAUCCGAACGACGCACAUCAACGCCAUCAGCGCGUACCCAGUGGCCCCACCACCAUACAGUUAUGAAUACGAAAUGGAAUACCCAGCUGACCUACCUCCACCUUAUACUCCAACGCCACAGACUUCAAUGCAGUAUCCUCCACCCCCUCCUUACCCUGGAUAUUCAGGGAAAUAAUUACACGGCUUCACGUGGAUAUCAGCAGCUUCUUGAAACAGCCAGCACCGUUGGGACAAAUGCUGUCAGCUCAGGGACAAACACGAUGGGGUUUGCAUCAACACCCAUGGCCAGGUGUUGGAAUAACCUUGGGAGGGUUGCCGUGGUCAGGAUGAAGUCCACUCCAGACCAUCACAUCUCACAAUUAAACAAUGCGUGACCAAAGAAACAGUUCCUGUAAGUUAGUGCCUGAUGGGUAGUGCUUAGCAUCAGUGCUUGCCUUCAGCUGCAGCCUGGUACAGUGUGUGGGACUGGGUGUCUGCUCAUGUAAGAAGGUGCAAGUGAUGCAGACGGUUCAACCAGCUGUUCCAAAAGCACAAGAAGCAGCUGCUGGGUCUUAUUCUGGGGGAAAGCUCCAACUGUUGUCUUCAAGUGUUAUGCCUUCCCUUGAAAUAAGGGAAAUAAGGAAGAACAAGGAAGACUGAAGCCAUUUUCAGUUUCUUCUGUGGGCUGAUAAUACCCAAUGAUCAGCUGUGCAUAUUGGUCUGAUAAGCUUAUUACAAAGAGAAGUGCUGUCGGAGUUAUUUAAUAACCAAAAAAUGAUGGAUGUUAUUUUUGGCCAAGUGCAGGUUGGUUUAAGUGCCUACUUUUAAACAGUUUGAGACUAGUUUGUGGCCUCAAAUGUAAACAAAAAGAGCAUUUUUAUAUGUGAAAUACACUAAUUUAUAGAUUAUUUACUUUUACUUGGACUUAAAUAUUGUAUACAUUGGGAAUAUGCUACAAUGCCUUUCUAUCAGCCAAUGAUACUUUUGAUUUUUUUCAUAAGUGGGAGAAGAAAUACGAACCAAAUAUUAAAAGAUCAUAGUUUGUCUUCAA